Molecule: messenger RNA, 1719 nt
Organism: Folsomia candida
Lineage: Eukaryota; Metazoa; Arthropoda; Collembola; Entomobryomorpha; Isotomidae
Product: pickpocket protein 28
Exons: 11
Coding region: 1-1719 (572 amino acids)
Biological process (GO): sodium ion transmembrane transport
Cellular component (GO): membrane
Molecular function (GO): ligand-gated sodium channel activity
Source: RefSeq, a predicted model, not a curated record
AUGGGGGAUCCACUAAUCGUGUCAACGGAAACCGAGGAAGUUCAAAUUGUCGAUGUUGACUUCCCACAAGUCACAGUUAGCCUUCCUUCCGGAUUUAAAUACACUGCAAUGACAGAAGCGAGAGAAAAUCUAGAUCUAGCGAAGCGGGGUAGCGAUGUUUCUGAGUGGAGCCGUAAUGACGCUGGAGGUCUGCUACAAGUUAUUGAUCAAACCUGUCACUUGAGGACUACAUACGCUGGACUCAAUGGAGUUCAAAAUUCUUACAACUUUAACGUGGAUGGGACUUAUAACAUCGACGGCUAUUAUUUAUUAGAUGAUCCAACAGCCAAAGCAACGAAAGAAAGAACUAUUCCGUUUCUUAAAACGGCAACUUACAAUUGCGGUGACGUCAUCACUGGGUGCUUUCUCAAUAGAAAAUCAGUCCACUGCGGCUUACUUUUCAAGAAACGGUUCUCCGAGUGGGGUGGCACUUGUAUGUUCAAUGGCAUCCCAGGACCAGUCACAAGACAAACACGAACAAUGCAGAGCGUCAUGAGCGAGGGAGAGUAUACUAAAGAAGAGAUAAAGAAAUGGGAGACAGCCAAGCUCGACGACGACAUUGGGCAGAAAAAUGAAAAGGAUAAGGGGGAAGGUUUCGAAAAAAGGCGUACCCCAUGGCGACAAACCUCUCCAGGGAGAACUUCAGGAUUAUCCUUCAUCAUAAAGGACGAGAAAGUGGAUAACGGAUGCGUACAUGGUGAAGGGACAGGAUUCAUUCUUACCAUUAAUCAUCCCUCCGACGAACCCAAGAUCAAGCGGUUUGGCAAAUCCCUGCCUUUCGGGCAUGAAGUAUUUAUUUCGGUCACCCCAAUCUUACUAUUGGCGGAUGACGACAUUAAGAAAAUGGAACCGGACGAACGUCAUUGCUUCUUCAACGAUGACAAGGGAAAGGCACAGCUGAAGUAUUACCGCAAAUACACAAAGAACAAUUGCUUUGAAGAAUGUAUUGCUGAUGCAGUUUACCAAAAGUGUAAAUGUGCAGCAUUUGUCGCUCCAGGUGAACAGAAACGAGCUUUAUGCAGUUCCUAUAAAAAGUUGAACUGCGCAUCAGACAAGGAAGAGGAGAUGUACGACCUGGGCAUCCGAUCUUCUUGCCAGACCUGCCGACCCAACUGCAGACAGACCAAGUACAUGAUCUCAGUUACGUCAAGCCCAUUGACAGAAAGACACAUGCGUCAAUACAGGGGGAAAUAUGAGGGGCAAUUAGGAAAGAAUGACACCUUUUCAAUCGUGUACGUCUACUUUGAUAUGGACUCCUUCCAAGCGUCACGAAGGAGUGCAAGAUACAGCACGUUUGAGAAAGUUGGUCUGGUGGGUGGAACAAUUUCCAUGAUUACUGGCCUCACAUUGCUGGACAUUAUCGAAGCCAUUGUGGUUAUCGGGGCUCUAAUUGCAGCUCAGCACAAGAUACGGACGAUUAUCAGCAGCAUGGAAUUUAAUUGGGCUCGCUAUAUUCCACGCUUGACAUGGGUUGCCCCAAUUCCACAAGAAAUUAUUGAGCUGCCAGUAAUUAAUGUCGAGCAUUUGGAUGCGCAAGAAAUUGUUGACCAGGUAACAAAUGAUGUCCUGCCUCUUGAACACCAAGAAAUUGUCGAACAACCUAUUGUCGUUAGGGGCCAACCAAUAAAUCCCUCGCCACCCCUGCAUCCUCUGGAGAAUCUUCCCGGAUUUAUUGUCUGA